GGUAUUUGGUGUCCAAAACUUUGAGAGGCUGGCUUGUAGGAGUCGGCUUCACCCCAGCUCUGAGACUUGCAGCUCAGCGAUGCCCCCAGGUCUCAGGAAAAUACAGUUCUGCUCAUGGGGACUCCUUUUGUGGCUCAGCAUUGGAAGUGCAGGGGAUGCACCUCCUACCCCACAAACAAAGUGCACUAACUUCCAGAACGCUAAUCUUCUCCGAGGCACCAAUCUCAAAGUCCAGUUUCUCCUCUUCACCCCUUUGGAUCCCAGCUGUGGGCAGCUAGUGCAGGAAAGCAGUGACAUCCAAAACUCUGGGUUCAAUGCUACUCUAGGAACCAAACUACUCAUCCAUGGAUUCAGGGCUUUAGGUACAAAGCCUUCCUGGAUUGAUAAAUUCAUUGGCACUCUUCUUCGGGCAGCAAAUGCUAAUGUGAUUGCUGUGGACUGGGUUUAUGGUUCUACAGGUGUCUACUUCUCAGCCGUGGAAAAUGUGGUUAAGCUGGGACUUGAGAUCUCCCGUUUCCUCAGAAAACUUCUGGUGCUGGGUGUACCGGAGUCUUCAAUCCACAUCAUUGGUGUUAGCCUGGGGGCCCAUGUUGGGGGCAUGGUGGGACAUUUCUACAAAGGCCAGUUAGGACGGAUCACAGGCCUGGACCCUGCUGGACCGGAGUACACCAAAGCCAGUCUGGAGGAGCGCCUGGAUCCUGGAGAUGCCCGCUUCGUGGAGGCCAUCCACACAGAUGCUGACAAUUUGGGUAUCCGGAUUCCUGUUGGACAUGUGGACUACUUUGUCAAUGGAGUCCAAGACCAACCCGGCUGUCCCACCUUCAUUCAUGCAGGCUACAGUUACCUGAUCUGUGAUCACAUGAGGGCUGUGCACCUCUACAUCAGUGCCCUGGAGAAUUCCUGUCCACUCGUGGCCUUUCCCUGUGUCAACUACAAGGCCUUUCUUGCUGGACAAUGUCUGGAUUGUUUUAACCCUUUUCUGCUUUCCUGCCCAAGAAUUGGGCUGAUGGAACAAAGUGGUGUCAAGAUAGAGCCGCUUCCUAAGGAAGUGAAAGUCUUCCUCUUGACCACUGCCCGGGCUCCGUACUGUGUAGUCUACACAAAAUUUAUGGAACUGAAUGCCCUAAAAGAGGGCUGUACUUCCAGUAGACCUAGACAGGAACUCCAGGGGAAAGGAGUCAUAGCUCACGCCACCCCUCAGUGCCAGAUAAACCAAGUGAAACUCAAGUUUCACUCUUCCCACCGAGUUUGGAGAAAAGACUGGACCACCAUUGUUGGGAAGUUCUGUACUGCUCCUUUGCCGGUCAAUGACAACAAAGAGAUGGUCUGCUUACCUGAGCCAUUGACCUUACAAGCAAGUGUGACUGUUUCUUUUGACCUGAAAAUAACGUGUGUAAUAGUAUAAGCCUGGACAGGAUACAUCUCCCUGGACUUCAGAGGAGGUUGGGUAGCUAUGUUCAACUUAUUCUAGGCCAUUACUACUAGAAGGAAGGCAAAACUCUUGAUUAUUUCCCUCAUAGU
Molecule: messenger RNA, 1521 nt
Organism: Neomonachus schauinslandi (Hawaiian monk seal)
Lineage: Eukaryota; Metazoa; Chordata; Mammalia; Carnivora; Phocidae
Gene: PLA1A
Product: phospholipase A1 member A
Exons: 11
Coding region: 80-1405 (441 amino acids)
Biological process (GO): lipid metabolic process
Molecular function (GO): lipase activity; carboxylic ester hydrolase activity
Source: RefSeq, a predicted model, not a curated record